AUGCGUUGGAUUACUUUGUAUCUUCUCUCCACCCUGGCCAUUCGCUCAUGGGCAGCCCCCGCGACGACUGGCACCGGAAAGCCAAUCCCCUAUGAACGUCAAACCCCCCCUCUGGAUACACCUUGGACGGAUGCCGUGGGCACUAAUCCGUGGCCUGAGUAUCCUCGUCCACAGCUCCAACGCUCCACAUGGCAGAAUCUGAAUGGAUUAUGGCAGUACAAGCGUGCGGAGAACGUCGAGGCCGUCAAUUCUCCUCCGUUCGGACAGCCGCUCACCCACGAGGUGCUGGUCCCAUCGUGUCUGGAGAGUGCAUUGUCCGGCAUCCAGGGCAAAAACACCCUCUACUCCUGGUUUAAGAAUCAAUUCAACGUGCCUAAAUCCUGGAGCAACCAACAUGUGCUGCUGCACUUUGGUGCCGUCGACUACGAGGCCACCGUGUUUGUUAAUAACAAGCAGGCGGGUUUCCAUCGCGGCGGAUAUUUUCAUUUCACCGUUGACAUCACGGCGCAUGUGAAGUUUGGCGGCACCAACGAGCUCCUCGUCUUCGUACACGAUCCCACCGACAGUGACUCGUAUGUGGUUCCCAUUGGGAAGCAGACGUUGAACCCCUCGCAUAUCUUCUACACCCCUUGCAGUGGAAUCUGGCAGAGUGUCUGGAUUGAGUUAGCGCCAGAGAACUUUAUCACCGGGCUGGACCUGCAUGCUAAUAUGGAAGGCCAAGUCAAUGUCACGGUGCAUAGCGGAAAAAGCACCCCUGUCAUGGUUGCCGUGCACGAGGCCGAGGACGAGCUGACCUUCCACCACGGUACCUCCAACACACCCUUCCAGUUCGAGGUCGGUGAGGUCGACCUGUGGAGCCCUGAUUCUCCGACGCUUUACAAUGUCACCGUCAAGAUGGGCGACGACGAGGUCACCAGCUACACGGGUUUCCGCACCAUAUCCAAGGGAAAGAUUGAUGGCGUGUGGCGUCCGCUGCUGAAUGGCGAGCUUCUCUUCAUGUUCGGUACACUAGACCAGGGAUACUGGCCGGAUGGACUGUACACACCACCGCAUCGGAAGGCUAUGGUGUAUGAUCUGGAGAUGUUGAAAGACCUGGGUUUCAACAUGCUGCGGAAGCACAUCAAAGUCGAGUCCGAUCUCUUCUACCGCGCCUGCGACGAGUUGGGUCUGCUGGUCAUCCAGGAUAUGCCCUCCCCGCGGCCCUUGCAGUACACAACCAAUGCAUCCUGUCAGAGCGUCACCAUCCUGCCUGAUGCCAAGGCGCAGAAGGAGUUCAGCCGGCAGCUGGAACUUCUGGUGAACCAAUUCAAGAGCCAUCCGAGUAUCGCCGCCUGGGUCAUCUACAAUGAAGGCUGGGGACAGGUCAUCGAGGGGUACCCCGAGUUUGCACUGACGGAGCGGGUGAAGCAGCUAGAUCCCAGUCGGCUCGUAAUUGCCACCUCUGGCUGGGUAGACCACGGUGCGGGUGAUUUCAGCGACAACCAUCACUACGCCAAUCCCCAAUGCGGGACCCCGUUCUACUCGUUGCAAUCUGCACCCCACGAUCCCAGUCGUAUUGGUUUCCAGGGCGAAUUCGGUGGAAUUGGUCAUAACGUGUCCAUCGAGAAUCUCUGGAAUGACCAGAAAGCCAUCAACGCCAUCAACCAGACGUAUGAAAUCGACGAGACGCUCGACGCAUGGAAUUACCGCAGCCACGUUCUGCUUUCAGAGCUUCUGGAUCAAGUGCGUCGGUUCGAUUGCAGUGGGGGCGUGUGGACACAGACGACGGAUGUUGAAGGUGAGGUCAACGGGCUCAUGACAUACGAUCGCAGAGUCAAACGCGUAAAUAGAGAUCAGUGGAAGGAUGAUAUCCAGGCCCUGUACGAUGCGGCGGAGAAGCGACAGGUUGCGUGA
Aspergillus tanneri is the source of this 1893-nucleotide messenger RNA. Its product is annotated as glycoside hydrolase family 2 protein. The transcript has 8 exons. The record is from RefSeq and is a predicted model, not a curated record. Lineage: Eukaryota; Fungi; Ascomycota; Eurotiomycetes; Eurotiales; Aspergillaceae. The coding region runs from base 1 to 1893 and encodes 630 amino acids. Gene Ontology annotation, biological process: carbohydrate metabolic process. Gene Ontology annotation, molecular function: hydrolase activity, hydrolyzing O-glycosyl compounds.